This is a messenger RNA of Microthlaspi erraticum, 1149 nucleotides long. NCBI's taxonomy places the organism in Eukaryota, Viridiplantae, Streptophyta, Magnoliopsida, Brassicales, Brassicaceae. The record is from the annotation of a GenBank genome assembly.
AUGCCGUCAAAGAGAAAGAGGAAGAAGGAAGAGCCGUCGUCUCCGACGCAGACGCAGCAAUCGAGCCCGUUUCUGUCGCUUCCCUAUGAUUUGCUGUUAGACUGCGUGGCACGCGUCUCAAGGUUGUACUACCCGACUCUCUCCCUCGUCUGCAAGAGAUUUCGAUCUCUCCUUGCUUCACCGGAGCUUUACAAAGCCCGGUCACUCUCGGGCAACACCGAGAGAUGCCUCUACGUGUGCAUACGGCGGCACAGUAUUGAUAGUCGGUGGUACACCCUCUGGCGCAAACCUGAUAAAACCCUAAACAAAGACGACACCAAGUCAAAGCCAACUGACUAUGCUUUGGCCAGAGUCCCAUUUCCCGAAUCUACACAAUCUAGCUUUGAGGGUCUCGUGGCGGUUGGUUCUAGUAUCUACCAAAUCGCUCAAUCGGCGGGAAACUAUAGCGUCUCAGUUCUGGAUUGCCGGUCUCACACUUGCCGCGAGGCUCCAAGCUACCCGGUGAAGCUAUGGACACGUUCUGCUAGCGUCGUCGAUCAAAAGAUAUAUGUACCUGGACGUGUUCCGAGUUUUGUAGAUGGCGAUUCCGUUUGCAACAUGUUCCACGUGUUGGACACGGAAACUCAAGUUUGGGAUCCUCUGCCUCCGCCUCGCAUCCCUUGCAAAGGAGGUAAGUAUAGCGUCUUCGGAACGGCAUGUAUUGACGGGAAGUUCCACGCGAUGACUAGCUCAGAUGUGGACGCUGCUUACAAUUCCAAGGAAGGUAGAUGGGACGUGUUUAGUUCGGGGAUGAGCGACUAUAUGAUUGAUGACUCUUAUUGCGUGAUAGGGAAUGUUUUGUACUCUGCUUCCCGGGGAAAGUUUAGAUGGUAUGACCGUGAGGUACACGAGUGGAGAGGUUUGAAUGGUUUGGUUGGGCUACCAAAGUUGGGUCAUGAGCAUGAGAUUAGAUUGGCUGAUUAUGGUGGUAACAUGGUGGUUUUCUGGAACCAGUAUCUAUACAGGAUGAGCAAGAUUUGGUGCGCCGAGGUUUCGCUUGAAAGACGACGCGAAAGCUGUGGAAUCUGGGGGAAAGUUGAGUGGUUAGAUCAAGUGGGCAUACUCCCUGCGGAAGUUGAUCUCAUCAAGGUUCUUGCUCUUACUGUCUAA